ACGUGCCCGAGGUGGGAGGGUUCAUCUCCACACCGUCGGCUCCUCGACUGACCUCAGAUGAAAUUAUUCGCAUGCGUAAUGAACUCUUCACCAAAGAGAAAGAGAGACAGUUAUCUCUUUAUCCACGAAUUGAGAAGAUUGAAGUAAAAUACACUGGAAAAUCUCACCCCGGCAGUGUUUUUAUAAUGAACAAAGCUUUGUCUACUCCAUACAAUUGUGCCAUGCACUUAAGUGAAUGGCAUUGUGAGAAAUCAGUACUAGCUCUUGUGGAUGGCGAAGUUUGGGAUAUGUAUAGACCCUUGACCAAAUCAUGUGAAAUUCAGUUCCUUACUUUCAAAGAUGAAGAUCCAGACGAAGUAAACAAGGCCUAUUGGCGUUCCUGUGCCAUGAUCAUGGCAUGUGUGUUAAAACGAGCUUUCAAAGAUGAGUACUCAGUGAAUCUGAUUAAAGCUCCAGAAGUACCAGUUAUCUCUGGAGCUUUCUGCUAUGAUGUAGUUUUGGACAGUAGACUCAAUGACUGGAAACCAACAAAGGACAACUUCCGUUCUCUUACAAGGGAUGCCAGUAAGCUAAUUCAUAAAGAUCUGCCAUUUGAAGCACUGCACGUUGAAGCAAAAGUAGCAUGUGAAAUGUUUCAGCAUAACAGAUACAAAAUGGAGAUGAUAAAAGAGAAAGCUUCACAGAACACUGAAGGAAUUGUAAUGUUACAUAGGUUUGGAGACUUUGUAGAUGUUAGUGAAGGCCCUCACAUUCCAAGGACAAGUUUCUGUUACGAGUAUGAGAUAACAGCAGCCCAUAAUCUUCAGACUAACCAAUCUGAAAUGAUAAGGAGGUUCCAGGGUGUGUCCUUGCCAAUCCAUUUAAAGGCUCACCACACUGUGUGGCACAAAUUGCUGGAAAGGUCUAAGAGACUGGUCACUGAAGAAAGAUACUUGGAAGCAGGAGGAGAUAGUGUGACGAAAGAUGGAACUGAAGAGGGAAAAACUGUAUCUAUCUAAAUUAACUUUAAUCCCUAAAUGUACAUAAUAAAAUGUUUUUUUUUUU
Molecule: messenger RNA, 1044 nt
Organism: Struthio camelus australis
Lineage: Eukaryota; Metazoa; Chordata; Aves; Struthioniformes; Struthionidae
Gene: MRPL39
Product: mitochondrial ribosomal protein L39
Cellular component (GO): mitochondrion
Molecular function (GO): RNA binding; nucleotide binding
Source: RefSeq, a predicted model, not a curated record